AUGCCACAGCUAUUCGAUGUUCCAGGCUGGAAGGUACCCGACGCGCCCGUCACGCAGUCCCCGCAAAAUAGAAACCCAAAAAAGCGCAAACGACCAACGAGCGAUGGCAGCAGCAAACUUUUGUCAGCGGAGUUCAGCUUGGAGAAGCUAAUGGAUAGGCUCAAGGACAAGACUGCGGAAAAGGCAGAGCUGUCAAAACGCGACAAGCCAAAGAAUAAAACUAAAAAGGAGAAGAAGGAAAAGAAGAAGGACAAGGAAAAGGGCAAGGGAAAGGAGAAGGCGACUGCGAACGUGGUCCACAAGGAGAUUUCUCGUCCAAUGCCGCUGAAGCCUGCGGAUAGAAUGUCCAAACCGAAAGAACGAUCCCCAGCCACAGUCGAAUCCAAAGCUGAAUCCUCGAGGCCCUCAAAGCGGAGGAAGACCCAGCACGCUGCAACUGCGGAAGGAAGCUCAAGGGGACAUGAGCCCAGCGCCUCUUCCGAAACGAAGGUGGAAGGAAACCUGACCGAGUUGCAGCGGAAUAUGAAGCAGAGUCUGGAUGGCGCCAAGUUUAGAAUGAUAAACGAGAAUCUAUACAAGUCGGAGAGCCGCGAGGCGGUCCAGAUGAUGAAGGAGGAUCCUGCAGUGUUUAGCGAGUACCACAAGGGUUUCCGACGCCAAGUACAGUCAUGGCCGACCAACCCUGUCAAUAUCUAUAUCGCACAACUCCAAGACUACCCUGCUCGGACUGUAAUUGCGGAUCUUGGCUGCGGAGAUGCCGCAUUAGCAAAGGCUCUGAUUCCCCAAGGGAUGGCAGUCUUGUCAUUCGACCUUGUGUCCGACGGUGCAUUUGUCAUUGAAGCGGAUGCCUGCCAGAAGUUACCUCUACCUGGUUCUGAAGGCAGUGAAACAGGGUCCUCGGUUGGAGAAGGCCACGUCGUGGACGUCGUCGUAUGUGCUUUAAGUUUGAUGAAUACCAAUUGGCCUCGAUGUGUCCGAGAAGCUUGGAGGAUUUUGAAGGCCAACGGUGAACUCAAGAUAGCUGAAGUCGCAAGUAGAUUCACCAGCGUCAAAGAAUUUGAGAAUCUCGUCGCAUCGAUUGGGUUCAAGUUGAAAUCCAAGGACACGAGCAACACACACUUUACCCUGUUCGAAUUCAGGAAAAUAGCUCGUCAACCUAAAACCGAGAAGGAGUGGAACAAGAUCUACGCGAAGAAUUCCCUACUCAAGCCUUGUGAAUAUAAGCGCCGAUAGCAUGCCAUGAAUUUGUUUGCAGAUAAGAUAAGAUAUGAUGUCCGUGCAUCAACUGGGGUGAUCGCACAAGAACCGUCCGC
Molecule: messenger RNA, 1313 nt
Organism: Coprinopsis cinerea okayama7#130
Lineage: Eukaryota; Fungi; Basidiomycota; Agaricomycetes; Agaricales; Psathyrellaceae
Product: rRNA processing protein RRP8
Exons: 5
Coding region: 1-1233 (410 amino acids)
Biological process (GO): rRNA methylation; ribosomal large subunit biogenesis
Cellular component (GO): nucleolus
Molecular function (GO): rRNA (adenine) methyltransferase activity
Source: RefSeq, a predicted model, not a curated record